UUGACAGUUUAAGCCGGAAAUGACGUUUUAACUACGAGCGCCGCUUCCAAAACACAGCCUGAAGUCUGCAAAUGGAGCCAAAAAAUGGCAUCAUUAAGUGAUUUAGACAUCCCACAGGUCUGAUCAUGUCUGUGGUGACAGUCCAGCUGGGUCAGUGCGGUAACCAGGUGGGACAGGAGCUGUUUGACGUCAUUUGUAGCGAUGCUCGCGACGUCCACAGGAAAACGUACAGCACGGUGAGCUGUGAGCGCUUCUUCCGCGAGACCACACAGGGAGACCUCGAAGCCAGGGCGGUGCUGAUUGAUAUGGAGCCCAAAGUGAUCAACCACAGCAUGAGCAAGGCUGCGAAGUCUGGCAGGUGGAGGUAUGGAGAGACUUCCCACUUCAGCCAGAAACAGGGCUCUGGAAACAACUGGGCCAAUGGGUAUUGCGUCCAUGGCCCUCGUCACAGAGACGCGUUGGAGGAGCUGAUGAGGAGGGAGGUGGAGCACUGCGACAUGCUGGCGGGGUUCAUCCCCAUCAUGAGUGUCGCAGGGGGGACAGGCUCAGGAGUCGGUACUUUCGUCACUCAGUGUCUCAGAGACGCCUACCCAUCGUCGUUUGUCCUUAACCACCUCACCUGGCCAUAUGGGACUGGGGAAGUGAUUGUCCAGAACUACAACUCAGUGCUGACGCUUGCACACCUCUACCAGCUCUCUGAUGCCAUCCUGGUGCACGAGAACGACAUUGUGCACAAGAUCUGCAGUCAGCUGCUGAAGAUCAAGCAGAUCUCUUUCAGUGACAUCAACAGGGUCAUUGCUCACCAGCUGGGUGGGGUGCUGCAGCCCACGCUCACUCCCGCUUCCUGUGGAGCUUACAGUAGGCAUCCUGUUGGUGAGUUGAUGAGCGCUCUCGCCUGCCACCCAGAGUACAAGCUGCUGAGUGUGUGCACCAUCCCCCAGAUGGCCAGCUCCUCCAUCCCCUUCAGCACCUUCAGCUGGCCGGCUCUGCUCAAACACCUGCGGCAGAUGCUCAUCUCCAACAGCAAGAUGGAAGGAGGUAUAGACUGGCAGGUCUGUCCACCUCCAGCCUCAGCGGGGCGGUCCAGGAGUCUCUCAGCUGGGAGCUUCAACACCUCCCUGGCCAACCUGCUCAUCCUGAGGGGGAAGGACGUCUACAGUGCAGAGACGGGGGGAUUUGAAGACUCAGCUAUUUAUACUUCAUGGCUUCCACCAGAUGAAGCACUUAGCUUGUGGAAAUCCCCCGUUCCCUUCAAUAAGUAUGAGAAGUCUGCAACAUUGGUUAGUAACAGCCAGGCUCUGCUCAGACCUCUGGAUGACAUGGUGAGAAAAGCCUGGAACAUGUUUGCUUCCAGGGCCUACAUCCAUCAGUAUGUUAAAUUUGGGAUCUCAGAGGAGGAUUUUCUGGACAGCUUUACAUCUCUUGAGCAGGUGAUCUCCAGCUACUCUGAGCUUCAGUAACUGAGAGUAGCUGUGAGAGACGACACCAAGCAACACAGUGGACUGAUUUUAACUACAUUAUUUAUUUUUGGUAGAUUUUUAAAAAAUUGUGUAAAUAAAAUAAUUUGCUUUAGGAACA
Molecule: messenger RNA, 1578 nt
Organism: Xiphophorus hellerii (green swordtail)
Lineage: Eukaryota; Metazoa; Chordata; Actinopteri; Cyprinodontiformes; Poeciliidae
Gene: tubd1
Product: tubulin, delta 1
Exons: 8
Coding region: 126-1460 (444 amino acids)
Biological process (GO): microtubule-based process
Cellular component (GO): microtubule
Molecular function (GO): structural constituent of cytoskeleton; GTP binding
Source: RefSeq, a predicted model, not a curated record